AGGGCUUAAAAACAGCUUUAAAUGUGAGAGAAGUGCACAAAAAGUGAGGCAUUUUUGCACACAUUAGACAACUCUUGUCAUCAAUUGAUCCAAUCGUCACCAAUAUGUCGGCCAAUCCAUUGAAACAAGUGUUUGAUUUCAUCGACUCUCAUGCGGGCGAAUACGUGAAGAAUUUGAAGGAUUGUGUGGCCAUUAAGAGUGUGUCGGCGCAGUCGGACACGAGGGGCGACACGAUUGCGAUGGUUAAGUGGAUGGAAAAGCAAUUGGCUGCCGAGGGCUGCAAAUGCCGGUUAGUGGACAUCGGGAAGCAGAAGUUGCCGGACGGCAAAGAACUGCCUCUUCCGCCCGUAUUGUUGGCUGAGUUGGGCUCCGAUGCGAAGAAGAAGACGCUCUGUGUUUACGGACACCUCGACGUACAGCCGGCGGCCAAAGAGGACGGAUGGGAUACCGAGCCCUUUGUGUUGACUGAAAAGGACGGCAAACUGUACGGCAGGGGCUCUACCGAUGAUAAGGGACCGGUUCUCGGGUGGCUUCACGUCAUUCAAGCCUUUCAUAAAUUGAAAAUUGAAAUCCCCGUCAAUUUCAAGUUCGUCUUCGAAGGAAUGGAAGAAUCGGGUUCUGAAGGACUCGAUGAGGUGAUCAUAGCUGAGGCCAAAGGUUUUCUGAAGAAUGUGGACUUUGUCUGCAUUAGUGAUAACUAUUGGUUGGGAACAUCGAAACCAUGUCUGACAUACGGUCUUCGAGGUCUGGCGUACUUCUAUGUGGAGAUUGAAGGAGCGGUCAAAGACUUGCAUUCAGGCGUUUACGGCGGUUCCGUUCACGAGGCGAUGACUGAUUUGGUGCUUCUGAUGUCCAAAUUGGUUGAUAACAGGGGAAAGAUAUUAAUUCCCGGAGUUAUGGCCGACGUCGCGCCCCUCACCAAAGAGGAAGAGAGUCUCUACCAUAAGAUUGAGUUCGAUUGCAAUCAAUUCCGCGAUGAAGUGGGCACUCAAAAGCUCAUUCAUUGCGAUAAAGUCAAUACAUUGACC
Molecule: messenger RNA, 1028 nt
Organism: Medioppia subpectinata
Lineage: Eukaryota; Metazoa; Arthropoda; Arachnida; Sarcoptiformes; Oppiidae
Source: the annotation of a GenBank genome assembly